Cucurbitaria berberidis CBS 394.84 is the source of this 1108-nucleotide messenger RNA. RefSeq lists its product as uncharacterized. Gene Ontology annotation, molecular function: acyltransferase activity, transferring groups other than amino-acyl groups. The coding region runs from base 175 to 867 and encodes 230 amino acids. The record is from RefSeq and is a predicted model, not a curated record. NCBI's taxonomy places the organism in Eukaryota, Fungi, Ascomycota, Dothideomycetes, Pleosporales, Cucurbitariaceae. The transcript has a single exon.
ACUCAUCGAUAUGAUGAUACAUGUUUAGCUGCAUUGAGCCUCCCAUUAAGGGAUACCAAUAAAGUCGCCUAUAAAUCACGUUGAUUCCCAAUUUUCCCACCCAACAUUCUUUUCUGUACGUCUGGUUUCUAUCCUCACUCUUAACCCUGCAACACAUCCAUAUACAAAGUCUCCAUGCCGCUCGAACUCCACCCGAUAACUUCCAACGACACUCUCUCUUGGGUGCGCAUUCGCUCAGUCGCAUAUUACGGACCCACGCACGACCUUAUACAUAGUGGACCCGUCCGCGAAACUUCCAUCCGCAGCAUAGCUGAAGACAGAAAAUGUGAUCUCAAGAAGCCAAAUACAUGGCACUGGAAGAUUGUUGACACGAGCCUGGAUCCAAGCGAAGAUGACCCAAAAGACAAUGGCGGUAGAACAAUUGCGAUCGCGGUAUGGAGUAUGCACAAUGUGAAAAGGGACGGGAGCAAUGACUCGUUAUCCAUACCCGUAGAAAAGGCUGACGAUACUCCGGGAUUUAUACCACCAGAGGUCCGUCUCGACGCUCUAGGAUCGCUAUUAGACCCUCUUCGAGCUGCCCAAAAGGACAUCAUGGGUAAAUCAGAACAGUACUUCAUGCUGAACGUCUUUGCGACACAUCCGGAUCAUCAGGGCCGCGGAGCAGGCAGAUUACUGCUAGACUGGGGACUCAACAAGGCGGACAAGGAAGGCUUGGUGACUUAUCUGGCCGCCACGUCUACAGCGCGGCCGAUAUACGAGAAAAGAGGAUUCAAGUUGGUGAGAAUCACAGAGUGGGAUAGAGUACCAUGGGGUGGCCAGGGCAAAGAUUUGCAUGCGCAAAUGGUGCGUCAGCCAAGGUCAGACUGAAUAGCCUUGAGGCCUAUCCAAUUUUCACGCAGCUUUCCCUCCGUAUUUGAACGAGUUAGUCCGUACACUACGAGGUUUUAUUCCUUUGAACUCAGUUUAUUCCUGUCAGUGGUGCUACGCGUGGACGCCUUUCUGUAGGCCUAGAUUGCCAGUCCAGAUUUGAGAGCCUCGAACUUUUAUUAUUAGAAUUCCGUAGGUAGAUAGCUCAUUAACGAAAUAUAGUCCUGAGUUUUAAUGCACU